Erythranthe guttata (spotted monkey flower) is the source of this 1510-nucleotide messenger RNA. RefSeq names its product protein neprosin. The record is from RefSeq and is a predicted model, not a curated record. Lineage: Eukaryota; Viridiplantae; Streptophyta; Magnoliopsida; Lamiales; Phrymaceae.
CGGAUAAAACCGACCCAUGAAAAAAAUUCAAAAGUCCAAAUGAGAUUCAGAUGACCAGGAAAGUAAGUCAUACAAAGAGUGAACUGUUUCAAAUAUGCAUACAGUUUUCAAGCACAUUUUACUGGGAAUUCUUGUCUUCACCACAUAAAUAACUUAGAAUUUACACAUCUACAUUUCAUUCAACAAAACUAUAUAUACAUACAUAUAUAUACAAAGUUUUCCUGUGUAAGAAGAAAAAAUAUAUUACUUAAAUGAAAUCCAAAUGGAUGAUUGUGUUUUUAUUGGAAAUUAUUUUGACCAUAGUUAGCAGCAGAUUGGUGGUUAAUGCAACAGUUAGGACCAUUCAGAGUGAAGAUGGAGAUGUUAUAGAUUGCAUAGAUAUGUACAAGCAACCAGCUUUUGAUCACCCUGCUUUAAAGGAUCACAAAAUCCAGUUGAAACCUAGCUAUGAUGUAAAAAUGGAAAUAACAUCAGACGGCGAGAAACAAGAUUCGGCGACAACGACGACGACACAGAAAUGGCACAAAAGUGGAACUUGUCCAAAGGGCACGAUUCCCAUUCGGAGGAAUACAAUGCCGAAGAAUCUUGCUUCCAAACGGCAACAUCCAACGCGCAACCACGGAAGAAAACCCCCCAUGCAUUCGCAAUCGCACUACGACAAGAAAUCAAACGAGAACGAAACUGUUUAUCUUCAACUCAAGAAUCACUCCCUGGCAUUCUUGCAUACAGAAGGGUUUGCUUAUUUAGGGGCAAAGGGAGAUAUACAAGUAUGGAACCCACUAGUCGAAUCCGACGACGAGUAUUCGACUUCUCACGUGGCUCUGAAAAGCGGCCCGUAUUACAACUUCGAAGCCAUUGAAUCCGGAUGGGCCGUAAAUCCCGGGGUGUACGGAGACCGGCAGACUCGGUUAUUCGUUUAUUGGACUGGUGAUGCUUCGAAGGAAACAGGGUGCUUUGACUUAACUUGUCCAGGUUUUGUUCAGACAAGCAAUGAGUUAGCUCUUGGUGCUGCAAUUUAUCCUAUUUCAAAUCUCUCUGGACUCCCUUAUCAAAUUACUAUAUUCAUCCACAGAGAUCCAAAUACAAGCAAUUGGUGGGUGCAAUACGGGGAACGGAUGAACAUCGGAUACUGGCCGUCCGAUCUAUUUGGAUGGCUGAGAUCGCACGCCGAGACGGUUCAAUGGGGUGGUGAAGUAUACAGCACAAGAGUAGGAACUCAUCCUCAUACAGCUACCGAUAUGGGCAGCGGGCAGUUUCCCGACUGGGUUUCGGGCAUGUCGGGCAGCGUGAAGAGGAUCAGAGUGCUGGAAAACAACAUGAUUUUAAGGUUUCCACAAUGGGUAUUUAGCUUCACAGAUGAAUAUGAUUGUUAUAGUACUUACUAUAUUAGUGAUUAUGUGCCUGACCCUCAGUUCUUCUAUGGUGGGCCCGGGCAGAAUCCAAGGUGCCCUUAGAUUUUGUAUGAUGCUGUUUUAAUUAUUUAUUUUAUCAUUAACAAUUUAUAAAUUUU